This is a messenger RNA of Hymenoscyphus albidus, 855 nucleotides long. The record is from the annotation of a GenBank genome assembly. Lineage: Eukaryota; Fungi; Ascomycota; Leotiomycetes; Helotiales; Helotiaceae.
AUGGACAUCAGUGUUCCAUUUAUGAGGAGGUCUGGAAAUAUUCCAUAUGGAAUGGAAUCAUGGAAUCUACCUGGAAUCUAUGGAAUCUAUGGAUCCUAUGGAAUCAAGUGUCAUUUGCCGAACGCUGGGUAUAUUCUCUAUGAACCGGUUCUUGAAGUCUCUAUUGCAAUACUAUGUCUAAUCGCGUCAGUUGCCAUUGGUCAACAUUCCAUGCAUGUGCAAUCAAAUCUGUUCUGACAGGGGCUCCAAUCGGUACUGCAUCGUGGCUGAUCGCAGCUUACUCUAGGCACCUCGCAAGGCUGUGAGCAACACAAGAUUGUCUAUCUAGACGACAUCUCAUCGUUAGAAAGUAAUGAUUUUCCACAAAGUGAAACUGGUUGGCUAGCACAAUCCCCUUCAGAGACGGUUCGACCGAAGAUAAAAGCUAUCAUGACUACACAGUCAAGCAACGUCCAGUUGGCUCAUAACGCUCAGUAUGACUUUACCUCCCUCAAUCUUGUUCUAUCUCUGCUUUUUGUUGCAAGCGUGUUCAGGUCCAACUGAACUGGCUGCUAACUCUGUAGACCCUUAGAUCUGUGGGCAAAGGCCUUGGAGAAGUUGAAUGUACGGCACUUGCACUAUUCCACACAUACUUGGCCACAAGUGCUAAUUUUAUGUUAGGACGAUGACAAGGCUCUGAUCGUCUUGCGUCAAAAUCGUCUUGACAUUCUAGGUGACGUCCUAUCUUUGGUAAGGCAAAAGGAGGUCGCCUGCCAGAAGAAGAGAUGGAAGUGGAAGAACAGACAAGGAGAAACGAUCAUCAUCCGGGAUGUUUUGAAGAAAAUUAUCAUCUGGGUUGAAAAAAUCAAAGGCUAG